GCUAUAUUUUGCUGAUAUGUCGUCUCGAGAAAAAUUUACGCAAGGAGUUUCAUUAUUAUUUAAAACUCAAUGGACAGCAUUAAAAUUAGCUGUAGAUAUGCAAUGGGGAGGACACGAUUCCGAAGAUAAAAGAGAUUGGUUAAUUGAUGUUAUAGUGGAUUAUUUUAAUAAAAAUGGUAAAAACACCGACGUUGAUGAUUUAGAAACUAUUUUGAAUCAAGUUAUGACCGAUGAAUUUAACACUUUAUUGGAAGAUGAUUCAGCAUAUCAAAUAUCUCAAGACCUUAUUAAAAUAUAUCAUGAAUGCAUUCAAGGAAAUUACUCAACAGUAGAUUUACUACAAUCAAAACAAAAAUCAGUUAAACAAAACUCGAAGAAAGCAAAAAAUUAUGAGGACGAUGAGGACAAUGAGGACAGUAGUGAUGAAUAUGAUGAAAAAAGUCUAGAAAAUGGAGAAAACUCAACAAUGGAAAGUGAUGAGAUAACGAGCAUAAAUAACUCAACAAUAACUACAAAAUUAUCAAAAAAUAAACCUAUAAUCGACGAUGAUGGAUUUACUUUAGUAACAAGAAAACGGUGAUUAAAUUAAUUAAAUUAGCAAUAUAAAUUUAAUAAUAUUCCUCAUUUUUUUAUUGUAAAUUAUUAUAUUUAUUUUUAAUAAAUUCUUGACAUUCUUCUUUG
Molecule: messenger RNA, 681 nt
Organism: Rhizophagus irregularis DAOM 181602=DAOM 197198
Lineage: Eukaryota; Fungi; Glomeromycota; Glomeromycetes; Glomerales; Glomeraceae
Biological process (GO): maturation of SSU-rRNA from tricistronic rRNA transcript (SSU-rRNA, 5.8S rRNA, LSU-rRNA)
Cellular component (GO): nucleus
Source: RefSeq, a predicted model, not a curated record